Molecule: messenger RNA, 1007 nt
Organism: Dicrocoelium dendriticum
Lineage: Eukaryota; Metazoa; Platyhelminthes; Trematoda; Plagiorchiida; Dicrocoeliidae
Source: the annotation of a GenBank genome assembly
CAGAGCGACUAUGAGAAGCUCGUUGGAUUACCCGUUGCCCCUUUCAUGGAUCGGGAAAAGGUUACCAAAGCUGCCAGUCAAUGUGGUUUCAUUCGCUUCGUCAUCCUCCCUUUGUUUGAAGCUUUUGCUAAACUUUUCCCCCCAUUGAAAGAAGCCAUAGUUCAACCGGCACAUGAACAGCUUAGCUACUACACAGAGUUAAGCCAACAAGAAUUAUCGAGGACUGCAGGUGAAGCGGAUGAAUCUGCUGAUGAAUCACAAGAUUGAUGGAAAUACCGGUUAAAGCCUCUAAUUAGGCCGAUAUUGUUUGCACGCCGGAUCUUGGUCACUUGCCUACUGAAACACAUAUCAGCGAAUCCACUCAUGAACUACCUUCGAUAUAACUAGAGCAUGUUAUCUGCAAUGUGCUCAUUCCUUUGUGCAACCAGUCACUGGCGUCGUGUAAAUAUUUUUACCGGACCACAGAAGCUAGAAUUUGGAAUUGUUUUCAUCGCAGAUCCUCACUUUCGACAUCAGGCUCCCUGAUGCAAUGUGCGUAUAAUUUGUCCUUCGAUCAGUGCUCCUGUCUGGUCUCCAGAUAAAUCAUCGCCUCUUCGCCAGCUCCUUGCCAUUGCCGUUGGCGUACUGUACAUAGAACAGGAUGUGUUACGAAAGUAUGGAUCCGUUAUGUGCUACACUCCGUCUCAUAACGUCACGUCUACCUCCUGCAUCCAAAAUUGAUGGCGGAUUUCGCCCUUUGUAGGUAGAUGUUAUGCUUACUGUAUCGAAUCUUUCAUUCUACCUCCAAACCCGCGUAACUGUCCUCUUGGUUCCCUCGCCCCACUGUUUUAUCACUCCUUUUCAUUGUUGAACAACGAUUUUCUUAUGAGAGCCAUUUCUGGAUAUGUUGAAUGUGGAGCUUCGGCAAAUAUUUAUCCAACGGGCAACUUGUACUGACGAUAAGAAUCCUCGGUAUCUGGGAUUAUUUAGACAACAUUCGCUUAGUUAAUCAUCCAUUAGAAUACAAG